Messenger RNA from Aedes albopictus (Asian tiger mosquito), 2990 nucleotides. Its product is annotated as heterogeneous nuclear ribonucleoprotein 87F. Gene Ontology annotation, biological process: mRNA splicing, via spliceosome. The coding region runs from base 294 to 1397 and encodes 367 amino acids. Gene Ontology annotation, molecular function: mRNA 3'-UTR binding. Lineage: Eukaryota; Metazoa; Arthropoda; Insecta; Diptera; Culicidae. The transcript is spliced from 5 exons. Gene Ontology annotation, cellular component: catalytic step 2 spliceosome. The record is from RefSeq and is a predicted model, not a curated record.
CUCACAACUGCACUUCGGGUUUGACUUUCGUUCGGUGUGGAUCGACGACGCAGUGGUGGUGAUUUUUUGACGCGUGUGUUUUCUCGGGACUACCUAUAGAAGAAAAAAGUUGCUGCAAGGUUUUUCGUUUGCUGAAAAAUCUGCAUUUCAUCGUUCGAUUCGCUGUAAAAUCGGUGAAGUUUGGUGGUUUAGAUUGUCCAGAUCUCAACUGCAGUAAGGAACGUAUCGAUUUCGUUCGAUUCGACUGGAAUUUUCGCAUUUUUCCGCAGAAGCCGACCAAUAGUUUAAUCAUCAUGAGUGAAAAGGAACACCAACAAAAUGGCGAUCACCAGAACGGAGAUGAGGACAUCCGCGAACCGGAACAUCUGCGGAAGCUGUUCAUCGGCGGUCUGGACUACCGCACCACCGACGAAACCCUGAAGGCCUACUUUGAAAAGUGGGGCAAAGUAGUGGACGUGGUCGUCAUGAAGGAUCCCAAGACCAAGCGUAGCCGCGGGUUCGGUUUCAUCACGUACUCCAAGCCGUACAUGGUGGACGAGGCCCAGGCCAAGCGACCGCACAAGAUCGAUGGCCGCGUUGUGGAACCCAAGCGAGCCGUUCCCCGCCAGGACAUCAACCGUCCGGAGGCUGGUGCCUCGGUUAAGAAGCUUUUCGUCGGUGGAUUGCGGGAUGAUUUCGACGAGGAGCAUCUGCGGGACUACUUCGGUUCCUUCGGAAAUGUCAUUUCGGCUUGCAUUGUGACCGACAAGGAGAACGGCAAGAAGCGUGGAUUCGGAUUCGUUGAGUUUGACGACUACGAUCCCGUGGACAAGAUUAUCUUGCAAAAGAGCCACACCAUCCAGAAUAAGAUGUUGGAUGUGAAGAAAGCCUUGCCCAAACAGGAAAUGGAUCGGUACAAGACCGACGGUGGUCGCGGAGCAGGUGGCGGUGGCGCCUGGGGUAGCCAACCGCGCGGUGGUGGUCCGUCCCAAGGAUGGGGACAGGGCGGUGGCCGAGGAGCUGGUGGUUGGGGACAAAGCCAACGUGGUGGCCAGAACGAGUGGGGCAGUAGCGGAUUCCAGCAGCAGGGUGGAUUCAAUAACGGUGGCUAUGGAAAUGGUGGUGGCUACAGCCAGGGUGGAAACUGGGGCGGACAGGGUGGAAACCCGUGGGACCAAAGCUGUGGCCAGCAGGGAGGCUGGGGUCAGCAGAGCGGUGGCUGGGGACAGGGAGGCGGCAAUUUCGGUAACGAUUUUGGCAACAAUUACCAGCAGGGAUACAGUGCCGGCCCAAUGCGCACGGGAGGAUACCAGAACCAGCGGUCGGCACCAUACGGUAUGGAGUCGUACGACGGUAAUCAAGGUGGGUUCGGAGGAAGCGGCGGUUAUGGAAACGCUGGAGGCAACCGUCGGUAUUAAACACCUACCUACCGAAGUACAAGCUGACUGAAAGAGGCUGGGACACACGCUCUAUUGUGUAAGGUUUUGCAAAGAACAGGGAGACAAAGUACAGAAGGUCAGAAUCAGUCGAAUAAAGAGAGAAAUGAAGGUCAAAUAGGCGUGUGAGGAGUGAUGAGGAAAAGGAAGAAGCCAAAAGAUGAAGGAGUAUGAAGAGAGUGCAGAAAGGAGAAAGCAUUCGUAUUUGUUUUAUUAAGCUAACCAAGGAAGAGGAAACAACCAGAAACACAAGUAUAUAGACAAAUCAUUCAACAGGAAGACGCAGACAGCCAGCAGGAGGAUGAGAAGUGAUUUUAUUGACAGAAGCAGAAGAAUCUUUAGUGAGAAGGAGAAUCUUUGAGGGAGUGAGAAGAAUUGGAACAAAGAAGAAAACCAGCAGCCAGGAUAAGAAGCCAGAGAAGUCUAAAGUAUCAAUCAACGUGCAGAGUCGUAUAGAGCACGAGCAGGUUAAUUUCUUGGACUGAUGAUUAUAUCCAAUGUUGCUUCGUCGCCGGCAAUCCUCACACCCUCCUAGGCUCGCUUUCUGAGCAAACAGCCCAAGUCCAAGAAGAAUAUUGCAAUGAUUCUUCAUACAACAAUAGAUCUCCGACCCUUUAUUAUCCUACUUAUAUUAGGAUAUUCGGGCAACAGUUUUCCCUCUCACGCAAUUUUCUUCGUGUGCAAAAAAUGAUUAGUUUCAUUUUUAUAUAGUGCAGCAGUAAAAUCAUGCAGAAAAAUCAUUAAGCAAAAUCUAGUUGUAGAGGUAUUUAAUUUAAGGAUCAGUUGUAAGAGAAAUUUAUCUUUUCUCGCAAUAUACACAACACAUAAUAUUGAUUAUCUUAUAACGGAAAACAAAACAUAGUAAAGGAAUGCCUAGAUAAGCAAACAAACUCGUAAAAAUCGUCCAUCAAAAAGAGAAUAUACAAAUACUUUGAAACAUACACACACUAAAAUAAACCAAUCAGAUUGAGACUAGUGGAAAUCAACAGAUGGUAGUGCAGAAAUUUACCAAGGGAGAAAAAUCUGAGGGAUGGCUGAGAGCUUUAUCAUCUACGCAUUGUUUCGAAAUUUUCUUUCGAACUUCUUUGUUUGCACUCCCUUUUUUUUUCUCCGGUGUAAAAGUUUGCCGGUGUAUUUUUUUCCUUUAUUCGCGAAAAUUUAGAUUUUCGUACAUUUUUUUCAUUUAAAUUUUAUUAAUUUAUUUUUCAGUUUGACUGAUAAUUACUAAAAGUUUUGUUUCUCUGUGUCCCUGCUUCGUAGUAAAAAAGUUAGAACAUCGAUCAAAUUCAAUUAGUGAAUGAGAUAGAAGUUAAAAUUUGUGUAAACCAUUAUCAAAUCCCAAAAAACCACCCCCGCCCCCCAGAUUCAGAGUCUCGUUGCGAGAAGGAUUCCUAGAAUUAGAGAGCAGUCAUAUGGAGUAGCUAAAAGGCAAAAGCAGUAAAAAUCCAAGCAAAAGUUAUCUGUACUAACAAGUAGAUGAGCAACUUAAGAUUUAAUCAACUAAAUGUUCAAAUCAAAUAAUUUUCAAGAUAGUAAAGGAAACAAGAAAGUAUAGUAAGAGAACAAACACUUAAA